Messenger RNA from Archocentrus centrarchus (flier cichlid), 1739 nucleotides. RefSeq lists its product as uncharacterized. Lineage: Eukaryota; Metazoa; Chordata; Actinopteri; Cichliformes; Cichlidae. The coding region runs from base 120 to 1739 and encodes 539 amino acids. The record is from RefSeq and is a predicted model, not a curated record. Gene Ontology annotation, molecular function: GTP binding. The transcript has 3 exons.
CAUUAACCCACUCCUCUGACAGCUGAACCCUCUGCUGUUUCUGCCUCCUCAGGAUUACAGAGCUUCCUGAAGUCCAGAGACCGGACGGCCCUGACACUGUGGGGAUCUCAGUCAUCACCAUGGCGAUGCUCAUGAACGCCUCUUCAAAAUACAAGAACAUCAUCUCCAAAAGUGUUCUGAUCAGUCCAGGACCUCCUGCUGUCUACCAGCUGAAACCAGAGGAAACAAAGUUUGGAACUCUGACCAGAAUGACUGUUGGAGAAAAAAAUCUGAACAAGACAAAUAAAACCAUCGUACUUGUUGGCGAAUCAGGAGCCGGAAAAUCGACUCUGAUCAACGCUCUGUUCAACUACAGCAUGGGAGUGAAGUGGAAGGAUAAAGUCUGGUUUGAGAUCGUAAAGAAGGAGAACAGAAGUCAGUCAGAAAGUCAGACGUCGGAUGUGAUCGUGUACGAGAUCUUUGGAUUUGAAGCUAAAAACGUGCCCAGUCUGCCCUACUCUCUGACCAUCAUCGAUACUCCUGGAUAUGGAGACACCAGAGGGCUCGAACAUGAUGACAUCAUCAGUCACAGAUUAUUGGACUUGUUUCGAUCAGAGGAUGGAGUUCAUGAAGUUCAUGCAGUGGGUCUGGUGAUAAAGGCGAGUGAUAAUCGACUGAGUGACCGACUGACGUACGUCUUUGAUUCGGUGAUGUCACUGUUUGGAAAUGACCUGGAGAAAAGCAUCGUAGCUCUGGUCACACACUCACAUGGAAUAAAUCCAAGAAAUGUUCUCCAGGCUCUCGAAGCAGCAAAAAUUAAAUGUGCCAAAAAUGAGAAGAAUCAGCCCGUUCACUUCCUGUUUAAUAACCUGCAAGAUGAAGACAGAUCACAGCACAAAGAUCACCUGAAGGAUUCUGCUCAAAUAUCAGAGGGAGGAAUGAAAGAGUUCACAGCGUUCCUCAAAAAAACUGCUCCUCAGAAACUGAAGAUAACUGUGGAAGUCCUGAAUGACCGGAUCAGACUGACAGCCUGCAUCCAAAACCUGCGAGAGAGAAUCGAACUGACUGAACUGAAGCAGACAGAAAUCCAACAGACUCAAAGCGCUCUGAGGAAACAUGAAGACGAGAUGAAGAAGAACGAGGAGUUCACUGUAGAAGUUGAUGAGGUCUACAAAGAAAAGGAAGCCAUCGGUGGUGGGAUGUGGUUGUUUUGGUAUGGUGGAGCUACCUGCUGCACUGUCUGUGAGGAGAACUGUCACUAUCCUGGAUGCACACUGACCUGGAAACCUGAAGACUGUGAGGUGAUGGAAGAUGGCCGCUGCACUUCAUGUACCAGGAAGUGUCCUGCAUCAAAGCACGUGAAAGAAAAGUGGAGAUAUGUGACCAAGACCAGGAAAGUGAGAAAAACUUUGGAGGAAAUGAAACUGAAAUACGAGACGAAUAAAACAGAAAGUGAGAAAAAGUUGAGCCUUUUGGAAAAUGUUGAAAACGAGUUGAAACAGCUGACAGCAGAGAGGUCAGAGUUACUGGAUGAGUCCUACCAACAUGUUACCAGUCUGGAGCAGAUCGCCCUGAAAGCUGAUUCAGUGUCCACUAUUGUCCACUUGGACUUCCUCAUUGAGAAGAUGAAGGAGGAAGGAGACACAGAGAAGGUCCAGAAACUGGAGGAGAUGAGAAGCAGAGUGGAUGAAGGAACCAGAGCAGCUCUGCAUUAUCUGAGUGUGAAACAGCAGGAGCUGGAAGAUAAACUGAAACUGUGA